AUGGCACACCGGUCUCAGAGUUCAUCAGCUGGUGAUAACCCCCUCGACCCAAACUAUUUGCCACCACACUACCGGGAGGAAUACCGUAUCGCUAUUGACGCACUGAUAGAAAAUGAUUUACCGGGAUACUAUGAGUUUCUCCAGACCGCAGAUGUGGUCAAUUUCCUUGCACAGCAGGAACUUGAAUAUAUCAAGUCCACAAUCCAAGCACCCCACCAGAACUCCAACUUCCCAGAGCUGACAUACCACGAAGGAGGUAAUGACGUUGAGGGUUCCUCUGACACCUACUGGCCGAUGCAGUCUGACGUGGCUGCACCGGGUCUGGACCUGGGGUGGCCAAUGACACAGCACAGCUUAAUUGGGCCCACAGAGGUCACUACUCUGGUCAACCCCUCAGACCCAGACAUGCCAAGCAUCAAGGAACAGGCGAGGAGACUCAUCAAGAAUGCACGCCAAGUUAUCGCUGUGGUGAUGGACAUGUUCACAGAUGUUGACAUUUUUGGUGAACUCUUGGACGCAGCAGCACGCCACGUUCCUGUUUACAUUCUUCUGGAUGAACAGGAAGCCCAUCAUUUUGUCUCUAUGGUUAUCAAUUGCAAAGUCAACUUGGACUUAAUUCAUAUGAUGCGUGUCAGAACCGUAGCAGGAAUAACCUAUUAUUCCCGGACGGGGAAAUCAUUUAAGGGACAGGUGAAAGAUCGGUUUCUACUGACUGACUGCAGGGCCGUACUCAGUGGGAACUACAGUUUCAUGUGGUCCUAUGAGAAGAUUCACCGCUGCAUAGCCCACCUUUUCCUUGGAGAGCUAGUUGCAACCUUUGAUGAAGAGUUUCGCAUUCUCUAUGCUCAGUCAGAGCCUCUGCACAUUGACCCAUCUGAUGGAGCACUUGCAAUGUCAGACACCAGCAGCACCAGCAGUUAUUUCAGCAGCCAGUUUGGUUUGAAGAGGACCCAGUCUUUGCGGACCCCCGGAUCAUUUCGCAGACCUGAGAUUUCCCCUGGCUUGCCUUAUGGAGACUCUGAUCGCAACCUUGCAAUUCCAUUCCGGAGAAAUGACCCAUUUCGUCACACCAUUGAACCUGGGCCAGGAAUUAAAAUUGGGAAGUAUUCCCAGCAACAGUUUUAUCUGCAGCAGUCAUUCCUGGAUCAGGGAAGGUCCAUCGUGUCUAGGCAGAUGGAGAUGAGUAGUAGUGCGUACAAGAGGCACAGCUAUGCAGAGGGAACCCAAGAAAACUACUCAUCUUCAAGGCAAUACAUGAAGCAAAGAGUCAUGAAUAAUCUGGACGAGACAGAGGAACAGACCCAAAGUAGCCGUUACUACAAUGAAGGGCCUGGACCGGGAUCUGGCCAUGGACACUACGACAGAAUUCGAGGCCGUCCUCCACAUCUUUCCAUUGACCAGUAUUCAGACUCAAGCUUCCGCUCAGAUUCGGAGCCUCCACCUGCAAUUCAUGGAAGAGACUACUUUUCAUCUGAAGAUUUAGGUGGACAUGAGGGGCAGCAGGCACCUCCUUUAGCUGGAAGGUAUGGAGGAGGUUCCUCCCAUAGGAGGCCAACCAUAGGUCAGACGUAUGCCUGUCAAAGCUCACCCACACAGCCCCAUCCACCAGAGAGGAAACAGUUUCCAAGUAAAUCUGACCAGGAACAUGAUCAAGAUGACAGUAAUAAGCAAGGAAUGAGGAGUUGGAGAAUCCACUCUUAUCUUAGCACUUAUGAGGACAGUGGAGAAGAAGGCCUGACUCAACCAAUGGGGCCUGAUGCAUUUGAAGAUCCUCCACUGUCCCAGCAGCCUACUGCUUCUGAAAGUUCAGCUCGCCGCUUUGGAAUAAAGGAGCCACCAAAUGCUCCCUCCAAGCCCAGACCGGAUAUUCUGAAACCACGCUAUGGAAAGCCUGUCUUGCCUGAGAGCACCAGCAAAGACUCUGCCCCAACGACUGCCAAAGAUGUGAAAAAUGAUAGGGAGGUGGAGAAGGAAAGGGAAACAGAUCCAGAGAGAGAGAUGAAGGAGGCUACAGAUCUCCUCCUUUCCAAGCAUGAAUCAUUCCGCUCACGUAUUAACCCACUCCUUCAACGUAGCUCACGUCUGCGCUCCUCGCUUAUAUUCUCGUCUUCCAAGGCAGAGAUACACAGUGGUAGCCUGGGCCUAAAACCAGCCACAGAGCAAGAUGAGGAGUUAGACUCAGUACGCACUUCCUCAAUUGUGUCCAAGAUCUUAGAAAAGAGAAGGUCAUUUUCUCGGGAGCCGUUUGAUUGGAGAAAGAAGCUGGAAGAGAAAGAAAAGGAAAAAGAGAAGGAAGAAAAAGACAAGGAGAAUGAGCAUCAGCAAAAGGAAAAGGAGAUCAAAGAUGAGCCAAAAGGAGAAGAGAAACUUCAAAAGAAUAAAGAAGAGGUAAAGAAAACCGAAACUGUCGAGACCUCUGAAGUAACAUCAUCAUCUCUGAACAUGAAUGACCCAGCCAGUCGAUUACAGUAUUUCAAAGACCUGGCUGCCAAGCGAAAGGCCUCACGAAUGGAGUCAGAGUCAUUGCUAAAAGCCACAGAGCCUGCUGAAAAAAAGCCAGACCUUUCUGAUAAACCUUCUCCAAACACUACGACGACUCCAAAGAUCACAAAUGUCAGUUCAGCAGAACCUGAACCAAAGAAGCCAGACAUCUCAGAGAAACUAGCAGAGCUCAAUCGCAGACCUUCACUUAGUUCCUCAAAACCACCCAUAAUGCCUACCAAGCCUUCCACAACCCACCAGAAGUCUUCAGAGACAACUCAGGCUCAUAAAGAGGAGAAUACAGUGGAGGGUCAAAAGAAAGACAUAUUCAAGUCUUUGAAACCCCUUCAAUCACCUAAAAUUUUUAAAAGGGAGCCAGUGAAGCUUAAGGGACUAAAUCCUCGUCGUGUUUCCUGUGAUGAGGAGGUUCUGACCACAGAUGCUACAGAUGCAGAGAAGAGUGAAAUGAAAAAGAGCCGCUCCCAUAGUUCUUCAACCCUACGACAUGCAGAAUUCACAGAAGGACUACAAAAAAAUAUGGGAUCUAAUACAUCCCUCAACACACUUGGGGGUGAGGGAAAAGGUGACAAGACAAUUGAUUUCCUCAAGAAGCAGACUCUCAGACUAAAGGGAUUCCUGGGGCCCAAAGAUAAAGAGAAGAAAUCUGUAGGAGAUGAUAGGGGCAUGGGCACUGUCAAAGAGACAACUGAAGGUUCAAGCAAAAAGCAGAGUCUGUCAGCUAAAGAUACAGGAUCUACCACAACUGACCAAACCACAGCCAACCACAAGACAUCAACUGGUUUAUCAGGCCCAUCACGAUACCAGGGCCCUGGCAGCUCUGUCCUGUUCAGUAGUAAUCUACGAGAUGACACCAAAGUCAUUCUGGAGCAGAUCUCAGCCAACAGCCAGAAGAAUCGACUGGAGCGAGAAGAAACAGAAGGCAACAGAGAUAAUGAUGGCGGGGAGAAGGGGCUGGACAGAGAGAACUCCAUAAAUAACCGACUUCUGCGACCAACCGGCAACAUUCAGGAGAGAGAGGGAUUGCUGAAGAGAAUAGAGAGCAUGAGGAAGGAGAAGAAGGUCUACAGCCGUUUUGAGAUGGGAAAUAACCUGGGAUAACGAAAAUGGAGGAGCACCUUUUUAUAUGGACUAUUUAUACAAGAUGAUCAAAAAGACUCUUUUCCCAUAUGUGCCAACGACACUUUCAAAAUACCUCUGUGGCUCUAGACUACAGCCUUUCCUGGAUUUUCAGUCAACAUAAUAAAACUUGAAAAGACAAUACAUAAAAAUGCUGAAAACAAACUAAAGUCAGUGAGUCUGGAAUGUGCCUGUUUGCCAGACCCUGGCACAACUUUUACCUUAUAUGGCGAUUGAGAGAAAGAGUGACUCUACUUGAAUACAAGGUGCAUGGGCUAAUGUUUCAUCAAACAGAAAAAGGUAGAGAAAUGUACCUAUAACUAAGCUUGUGUGGACGUGACUGAGGUAGUGAGAAU
Messenger RNA from Scomber japonicus (chub mackerel), 3974 nucleotides. It is a transcript of the gene sack1hb, whose product is annotated as family with sequence similarity 83 member Hb. The transcript is spliced from 8 exons. Gene Ontology annotation, cellular component: keratin filament. The coding region runs from base 1 to 3600 and encodes 1199 amino acids. Lineage: Eukaryota; Metazoa; Chordata; Actinopteri; Scombriformes; Scombridae. Gene Ontology annotation, molecular function: keratin filament binding. Gene Ontology annotation, biological process: intermediate filament cytoskeleton organization; positive regulation of cell migration; protein localization to cytoskeleton. The record is from RefSeq and is a predicted model, not a curated record.